AGCAGCAGCAGCAGCAGCAGCAGUUCCGCGGCUGCCAGCCCGAGGCUGAGCCAUGUCUGCCAGAGUGGCCCAUCCUCAGGAGCCCCACCACCCCUCUGAGAAGCCAGUCAUCCACUGCCACAAGUGUGGGGAGCCCUGUAAAGGUGAAGUGCUCCGAGUUCAGGCCAGACACUUCCACAUCAAAUGCUUCACCUGCAAAGUGUGUGGCUGUGACCUGGCACAAGGAGGCUUUUUUAUAAAGAAUGGAGAAUAUCUGUGCACCUUGGACUACCAGCGCAUGUACGGCACCCGCUGCAACGGCUGCGGGGAGUUCGUGGAGGGCGAGGUGGUGACAGCUCUGGGGAAAACCUACCAUCCCAGCUGCUUUGCCUGCACUGUCUGCAAGCGUCCAUUUCCACCAGGAGAUCGGGUUACCUUUAAUGGAAGGGACUGUCUGUGUCAGAUGUGUGCUCAGCCGAUGUCCUCCAGCCCCAGAGAGCUGUGUGCCUCCAGCAAUUGUGCUGGCUGUGGAAGAGACAUCAAAAAUGGACAAGCACUGCUAGCCCUGGACAAGCAGUGGCACCUGGGCUGCUUUAAGUGCAAGGCCUGUGGGAAGGUCCUGACUGGGGAAUACAUCAGCAAAGAUGGUGCUCCUUACUGUGAAAAGGACUACCAAGUUCUUUUUGGAGUCAAGUGUGAAGCAUGUCACCAGUUCAUUACUGGGAAAGUCCUAGAGGCAGGUGACAAGCAUUAUCAUCCAAGCUGUGCACGAUGCAGCAGAUGCAACCAAAUGUUCACAGAAGGAGAAGAAAUGUAUCUGCAAGGUUCCACUGUCUGGCAUCCCGACUGUAAGCAAACCACUAAGUCUGAGGAGAAGCUCCGGCUGUCACAACUCUGGCAGAAUAUACAGUGGAGGCACUUCAGAGCUAUUAUCACCGCCUUGCAUAAUGAACUCUAUCAAAAAAUUAAGCCUACAAGAACAUCAUCAGAAAGCAUUUAUUCCAGACCAGGUUCCAGUAUACCUGGCUCUCCAGGCCACACUAUCUAUGCAAAAGUAGACAAUGAAAUCCUUGAUUACAAGGAUUUAGCAGCCAUUCCCAAAGUCAAGGCCAUUUAUGACAUUGAACGUCCAGACCUAAUUACUUAUGAGCCAUUCUACACCUCCGCCUACGAGGACAGACAGGAGAGACAGAGUCUUGGAGAGUCUCCAAGGACUUUAUCACCCACCCCUUCUGCAGAAGGCUACCAGGACGUUCGGGACCGCAUGAUUCACAGGUCCACCAGCCAGGGCUCCAUCAACUCUCCCGUGUACAGCCGCCACAGCUACACCCCCACCAUGUCACGCUCCCCCCAGCACUUCCACAGACCUGAGCUGCUGGCUCUGGGCGCGCGGCGCGUGGCACCCCCGCGCUGCAGCGGCCCCGCGCUCCAUGACUCCCGCCCCAACUCCCCAUUCCGACACCACUUCAUCCCCCAUGCCAAAGGCAAUGAGCCGUCCAGCGGUCGGAACUCCCCUGUCCCCUAUCGGCCUGACAGUCGCCCUCUCACUCCAACUUACGCUCAGGCCCCUAAACAUUUCCAUGUUCCAGAUCAAGGUGUCAACAUUUACAGGAAACCGCCCAUCUACAAACAACACGCUGCCUUGGCAGCACAGAGCAAGUCCUCCGAGGAUAUCAUCAAGUCCUCCAAGUUCCCAGCAGCUCAUGCACCAGCACCCAACGAGAUACCAAAGAUUGAGACUGACCACUGGCCAGGCCCUCCCUCCCUGGCUGCCAUAGGAGCUGACAUGAGACGCAGAUCAAGUGGAAGGGAGGAAGAUGAUGAGGAGCUGCAGAGACGCCGGCAGCUGCAGGAGGAGCAGCUCAUGAAGCUCAACUCUGGUCUGGGGCAGUUAAUAUUGAAGGAAGAGAUGGAAAAGGAGAGUCGCGGUAGGUCAGCCCUUUCUGCCAGUCGUUACGAUUCUCCAGCACAUGCUUCAGCCUCCAAAACCUCUUCUCUCCCUGGGUAUGGAAAAAAUGGACUUCACAGGCCGGUCUCUACGGACUUUGGUCAGUACAACAGUUAUGGGGAUGUGAGUGGUGCUGUUAGAGAUUUCCAGUCCCUCCCGGAUGGUCAUGUCCCUGGAAUGAGAAUGGACAGAGGAGUAUCUAUGCCUAACAUGUUGGAGCCAAAGAUUUUUCCAUAUGAAAUACUCAUGGUGACCAACAGAGGGCGAAAUAAAAUACUAAAAGAUGUAGACAGAACCAGGCUGGAGCGUCACUUAGCACCUGAAGUUUUUCAAGAAAUAUUUGGCAUGACGAUACAGGAGUUUGACAAGUUACCUCUCUGGAGACGCAACGACAUGAAGAAAAAAGCAAAACUCUUUUAAUCUCCCUUUAAACAAACCCACCACAAAUGAUGCAUAGAAUAUUGUAUCACACAGUCCAAACUGUUUGGAAGCAACUACUUAUCCACCAAAAAGGGAAAAUCAACAUAGUGGCACCUCUGCAGUUGAACAAGAUCAACAAUUGCCCUCCUGGAAUUCAGGGAGAAAAUAUCUGGGCUCAGAAACAGCAAUGAUAGUUUUCAGAGGUGUCAACCUAUUACCUGAUAUUGUGCAAGCUAGAAAACUGUUCUGUUCUUCUCCCUCAAUGAUAUUCCCUUUACUUCUCUCCACAAUAUGAUGGACUUUAUUGCUAGAGCCAGGAAGUGCCCUUAGAAUGCCUUGUAGACUAAAGUAGUUGUAACCACUCCAAGAACUGGAAGAGAAUAUAUACAUAUAUAAAUAUAUAUAUAUAUAUGUAUGCGUGUUUGCCUGUGUGCACACAUGUAUUUAUAUCUCUCCAUCUAUCUCUGUGUGUGUGUAAGUGUGUAUAUAUGUGUGUAUAUAUGGAGAGGGACAUAGGUAGGUCUGUAGUGAAAGAGAAGCCCCCUUGUAACUUAUCCCACAUGGUCACAUCAAGUCUUUCACCCAACAGUUUCUUACUUGGCACUCUUUUGACACAGUGUCUUCGUGUAACACAGCCUGUGGUGGUGGGCACUCUGCUCACCUGCAGGACACACCACCUGGAUUUCUGGAAAUGGACUCCUUGUAAAUAUUUGCUAGGCUAUAAGAAGUGAAUUGCUGUGUGUGUGUUGUCAGUCUUCCCUCUUCCACACUUUCUGCUUGAAUUAAUAAGGCUGGAGCUUAACCAGUCCUUUGAAUAAUUUAAGAUCACUUCAGUAAUGGGAAUGAUGGAGAAGAGUCAGUUUUCUUGUAAUUUACUCCAGGAGGUGGGUGCAUGGGGGUGGGAGUGGCAGAGUGAGAAAAUGCUAUUUUAAGUGUGCCCUGGUUUGCAUCCAGAGAUUUCAGGAGAAACUCCCUGCUAGUAAUUGCUAGUAAUUACUAGUACAGCUCAUCAGGCUGCAGUGGAGUUGUAGGAUUUUACAAUGGCAGGGAGAAUGGUUCUCUGCAAGCUAACAUGCAAAUUCAUCCCUCUUAGGGAGGAAAUGUUUAUGAAUUGAAAGGUACCAUCGAGGUGCCAAGCUCUGCCAAUAGAGGCUUUUUGAUUAAACUGUAGUAGCUGUUGUCAGUAUGGCACAGUGCAUGGGGCCAAGCACUCAUUUUAGUUAAUGUAGGUUUUCACUUGUGCUUGGAAAAGAGGGCACAGACUUCUUCUUUUUUUCUGUCUUGAAGCAUCAAAGCUCCAGCCUUGGUUAUUUUUAUUUCCCUUUGUGCCUGACUUGGUUUUUGAAGACAGAGUAAUCAUGCAAGACAGUUUCUGAGCUGCAUUGAACUCAUUGCUUUCAGUCUUCUUCCAAUAUGCUGCAGCUUGAAAAACUGCCUGUAUAUACCUUAACUGCUUCUGGGCAAGUCCUAUGCAGAGGAGGACACGAGCACCAAAGUAAUUGAAUGGAUGCAGUGUGGCUGCUUUUUCUCUUCCUUGGUGCUUUACUGCCAAUGCAUAACUGCACUAAUGAGCUCAUCUCCUGAUAGGAGAGGGUCAUUUAGGUUCUGUCUGUCAAAGAAUAUCAAGGUUUCCUUUUUAAUGCAGAAACUUCAGGAGGCACUGGAGACAUCAGAACCUUUGUAUUUUCUUUUCUGUGAGACAUUGGUGUUAAAAUCUGGAAGUCAGGAAGAGGAAACAGUCCCAUGUAGUUCUGAGGUUCAGUAUCACUGUGUUGAGUUCUCUGUAUCACCAAAUGGCAUUUCACCAUGAGCUGUGCAGGACAGCCCAAACCCUGCCCCUUCUUUGCUGGUUAGCAAGUCCUGUUGUGACAGAUCACUGUGGUUCCUUUGAUAAAAUCUGAGAUGAAGGUACAGUAGGGGAGAGACAGAGACCAGGGCUCAGCACCUGCUCCAUGUCCCUGAGGG
Melozone crissalis (California towhee) is the source of this 4312-nucleotide messenger RNA. It is a transcript of the gene ABLIM1, whose product is annotated as actin binding LIM protein 1. The record is from RefSeq and is a predicted model, not a curated record. Gene Ontology annotation, cellular component: actin cytoskeleton; stress fiber. Gene Ontology annotation, molecular function: actin filament binding. The transcript has 26 exons. The coding region runs from base 53 to 2347 and encodes 764 amino acids. Gene Ontology annotation, biological process: cilium assembly; cytoskeleton organization; lamellipodium assembly. NCBI's taxonomy places the organism in Eukaryota, Metazoa, Chordata, Aves, Passeriformes, Passerellidae.